AUGGACUCCGGGGACGUGCUCUGGCAGCAGUCGAUGCCCAUCCCACACGACAUGAGCAUCCGUGAGUAUCUUCCCCGUGUGACAAGCUUGGGGGCGACGGGGCUGUGCGAGUGCAUUUUUGGUGCCGUGCCUUCUGCCCGGGCACCGGCACAGGACUGGGGCGAUGCGGAGGACGCCAACGAUGCGGAGGACGCCAACGAUGCGGUGGCGGAUGCCGCGGUGUCUCCUACUUGCGACUGGCCCCGCACCUUCGACGCCCGCUGGGCCUCCGCGUGGCCGCAGAGUUACGACGUGCACUUCACAAAGGACCCCUACCACGCCCCCCUGCUCCCCAGGGACAGGGCAGUCAUCCGCUGGCGCAGCAUGACCGCCGAGGAGGCGUACGGCACGUGGCGGGCCUUUGUGGGCGGGGAGUACUACAACCCAACUGUCAACGCCACACUCGACAAGGGUGCAACACCGGUGCGGGAGCAGCUUCUGCGGCGGUUGCUGGAUCGGGCGGCACGCGAGAUAAAGAAACUCUCUCAUCAUCGGCGGUGCGAGGAUGAGACGGCACAGCUGGGCGGAAGUGAGGUGAAGGCCAGUGAGGAGGGGGCCGGUGGGACGAAGGAGGCGACAGUGGCAGAGUUGCCCUCGACGAUGGAGCCCCACCACAAACACCUCCAUCGACAUCUUCUUGUCAGUUGCACCUUCACAGACGCUGUGCACCCGAGAGACGUCCCCAGUGCCGUUUUGCGGGAGCUGCACCAGCUGGAGAGAGGAGAGGUUACCGUAGUAACGCGCAGCGCCUAUCAAGAGUACCAACACCAGCAGCAGCAGCAUCAGCAUCAUAGCAUGGAAGUUUAUAUUGAACCUGGCAGUGCAUAUUUCCCAAGGUCAGUGGAGGAAAUGUGUGCGGUGAAAUGUCGCGAGGGAUGGUUCGUGUGGCAGGCCGCGGCUUUGAAAGGGUCGACUUCACAGCCAGCGGAUUUACUUCGGAAGGGCAUGGCAAUGAAAACGGGUUUACUGUAUGCUGGUCUAUUUGUGGAGAAUAGUACUGAAGCGCGGGAGUCCCCUGCCGUGUAA
Trypanosoma conorhini is the source of this 1065-nucleotide messenger RNA. RefSeq names its product methionyl-tRNA formyltransferase. Gene Ontology annotation, biological process: conversion of methionyl-tRNA to N-formyl-methionyl-tRNA. Gene Ontology annotation, molecular function: methionyl-tRNA formyltransferase activity. The transcript has a single exon. The coding region runs from base 1 to 1065 and encodes 354 amino acids. The record is from RefSeq and is a predicted model, not a curated record. Lineage: Eukaryota; Euglenozoa; Kinetoplastea; Trypanosomatida; Trypanosomatidae.